Molecule: messenger RNA, 3609 nt
Organism: Oncorhynchus gorbuscha (pink salmon)
Lineage: Eukaryota; Metazoa; Chordata; Actinopteri; Salmoniformes; Salmonidae
Product: protein-glutamine gamma-glutamyltransferase K-like
Exons: 14
Coding region: 202-2532 (776 amino acids)
Biological process (GO): peptide cross-linking
Molecular function (GO): protein-glutamine gamma-glutamyltransferase activity
Source: RefSeq, a predicted model, not a curated record
AAAAGGUCUCUCAAAGACGAUAUACUAACAGUAGUUCACAGCGGGAAGACCGCAUAAUCUGUGAAGAGAAGAAGACGCGCACCGCUACCAGGGCAAUAGUAUUUUGAACCUGCUUAUCUGACUGUUCAGUCAGACAAGGGCUGCCAGGUGAUUCAACAAACACUUUAACCCAUCGGAGAACUCAUCACAUAGAUUACAAAGAUGCCUGUGGAAACACCAUCAGUCAGAAACACGUCUACAGUUGGUCGCUUCCCAUCAGUCACACUGGGAUGGGAGAAAGAUGAGGAGCCAGAGAAGAACACAGAAGAAGGGGGGUGUCGACAAUGGUUACGUAAGAUCUGUCCUUGUUGCUGUCAAAGACUGAGCAAAGAUGAUGACAUCGCAGAUAAGGUUGUCACAGGGAUCGAUGAUGCAGACGAGCUUGUGGGGAAUGGAGACAAGCCAGUCACUAAUGGAAGUAACCUUGAAGAGCUGUUGUUGAUUGUGCGGUCCAUUGACCUGAUGAAAAAAAAUAAAGGUCAGAACCGCAUGGAGCAUCACACAGACCGUUACUACGGUGAUGGCCUCAUCAUCCGCAGGGGUCAGAUCUUCAUGAUGUGGCUUGACCUCUCGCGACCUUACAAUUCCAACACGGACAGACUCCACCUGGAGCUUAGGACAGGACCCUUGCCUACAGUGGCAAAGGGCACCCAUGUCAUCAUCCCAUUGGUUGAGGAGCUGGAGGAUGACCGUUGGGAGGCCAAGAUUGUGCAACGGGACGGCAAGAGGCUCAAGCUGUCCAUCAACUCCCCGCCCACAGCUGUGAUUGGCCGAUACCAGCUCACCGUGGCAACGCAAAGCCCAAAGGGGGAGGCCACAUCUACACAUGACCCUGGGAAUGACAUCUGCAUGCUGUUUAACCCCUGGUGUAAAGAUGACACAGUGUACAUGGAAGAUGGCGAUGAGAAGAACGAGUAUAUCCUGAAUGAUGUUGGAAGGCUCUACUACGGCACAGAGAACCAGAUUGGUUCAAGAACGUGGAACUAUGGACAGUUUGACAAGGGGAUCCUGGAUGCCUGUCUUUAUGCUUUGGAGAAGAGUGCGACCCCCCCCUCAGGUUGGGGAGACUCUGUCAACGUGGUACGAGUCAUUUCAGCCAUGAUCAACUCCCCAGAUGACUGUGGGAUCCUGGAGGGGAACUGGUCAGGGAACUAUGCGGGCGGGACUUCCCCUACAUCCUGGAGUGGCAGUGUGGACAUCCUGAAUAAGUACCAUAAGGACGGAGGCGCACCGGUCAGAUAUGGCCAGUGCUGGGUCUUCUCUGGGGUCACCACCACAGUCUUGAGGUGUUUGGGCAUUCCCUCCCGUAGUGUGUCCAACUUCAACUCCGCCCACGACACAGAUGUCUCCUUGACAACAGACGUGUAUUUCGAUGAGAAGUUGGAGUCUAUAGAUCACCUCAACUCUGACUCCAUCUGGAACUUCCAUGUGUGGAACGACUGUUGGAUGGCUCGUCCAGACUUGCCACCCGGCUAUGGCGGCUGGCAGGUAGUAGACUCCACCCCCCAGGAGACCAGUCAGGGUACAUACCGCUGUGGCCCCGCCUCCAUCAAUGCCAUCCGUAACGGACAAGUGUUCCUGAAACAUGACUCACCAUUCGUCUUUGCCGAGGUGAACAGUGAUAAGAUCUACUGGCAGAGGAACCUGGAUGGCACCUUCACCCAGAUCCACAGUGAGAAAAACGCAGUGGGCCACUGUAUCAGCACCAAGGCUGUCGGCUCCGAUGAACGCAAUGACAUCACAGACCUUUACAAGCACCCAGAAGGCACAGAGGAGGAACGCAUCGCUGUGGAGACUGCAAGUCGCUAUGGCUCCAAACCAGAUGCCUACUCCUCUCCCAUCGCUCGGGAUGUAUCCAUAGAGGUGACCAUGGAUGGGGAGGGGCCACGCAUGGGGGGAGAUGCAGAACUGACCAUUGUCAUGCGCAACGCUAGUUCUCUACCACGCACCAUCAACCUCCACAGCCAGGUGGCAGUCAUGUACUACACUGGUGUGGUCAAGGCUACUGUCAAGAAGGACCAAAUUCCUGUGGAGCUGCUACCCAAUGAAGUGAAGAACCUGGAGUGGAUCCUUCAGUACCAGAACUACCAGGACCAGCUUGUGGACCAGGCUGCUCUGAUGCUGACCCUGUCGGGCAGGGUCAAUGAGACACAGCAGGUUCUGGCAACUCAGUUCAGCUUCCGCCUCCGCACCCCUGACCUCAUCAUUAAGCCAGUAGGGGAGGCUGUGGUGGGGAAAAAGAUGGCGGCUGAGAUCUCCUUCACCAACCCUCUGCCAUGCACGCUGAAGGGAGUGGUGUUCCGUGUAGAGGGGCUGGGCCUGCAGAGUGUUCGACAGAUCACUGUUGGUGACGUGGCCAGUCGCUCCACUGUGGUUCAGACGGAGGUCUUUGUCCCCACCCUGCCUGGACCCAGGAAACUGUUGGCUUCACUGGACUGCAAACAGCUCACACAGGUCCAUGGUGUUGCUGACAUCAACGUGAAGGAGAAAUAAGUCUUCAGACACCAUAGACCUCUCUUGGUCUGCUUGGCUAUUGAGGCAUAAUCACUAUGGAGGUCAGAAGAAAUCAUCUCCCUUCCACUUCCCCCUACCAGAGCACUGGUGUUGCUGUUGAGUCAAUUAUGAUGUUCGAAAGUACAGGUUGUGAGACAGGAAAACCAUACACCAUGCAAGACAAACAUUUUCUAUAGUCAUGUUGUCACAUAUUUUUCCAUUCCUCCCUCUCAAUAUCAGAUUGGACCUGUAUAAUGUGCCUUGAAGUGGCUAAACGAAUGAUUGCAGCCCUUACAAUAAUACUGUAUACAGAAUGUGUGGCAUGUUCUGUUGACAGAACGUUAUGCAUUAUCUAUGACACCAUCAGAUUUAUCUCAGCUAUUAUUUAUCACUUAAUAGAAGGGCUUUGUGUUUACUUACACUGUGCAAUUAUCUAAUACUUUGGUGUUAUUAUUAACUUCUAAACGUUGUUAUGGAUUUUAAGAGAUCGGUUCUUUCAAACACAUGUCCAUGCUUAUGCGGCAGGGCGCCUAGUGGGUAGAGCGUUGGGCCAGUAACCGCAAGGUUGCAAGAUUGAAUCCCCGAGCUGAAAAGGUACAAAUCUGUUGUUCUGCCCCUGAACAAGGCAGUUAACCCACUGUUUCUAGGCCGUCAUUGAAAAUAAGAAUUUGUACUUAACUGACUUGCCUAGUUAAAUAAAGGUAAAAUUAAAAAAUGUAAAAAUGCACUACAUGUAGUGUGAAUGUCUAAAAGUCUUUCCACUUGAACUGGAUGAACAAAUCAGUAUUAGGAAGUCAAGUUACAUCUGCUCCAUCCCAUGCUUUUUAGAUCCAGGUUUUGUAUUAACAUCAGAUGUGCUGUUAUUUUGCACUUAUCAACUCCAUAUUAAGUACACAAUUAGCUCUGAACUAAAUGAAGCACCCAAGGUAGAGGUUUAUGACAGAAACGCUGAAAUGGCAGCUACACGCGUUUAUUUUUUUCACAAACAGCAUUUAAUCUGUAACUGUUUUAAUAGUGUAUUGUAUUUGUGUGCUAUUUACAUUUUUAUACUAUGUGAGUAAAUUAAUUCCACUUAAA